Molecule: messenger RNA, 1374 nt
Organism: Equus caballus (horse)
Lineage: Eukaryota; Metazoa; Chordata; Mammalia; Perissodactyla; Equidae
Source: RefSeq, a predicted model, not a curated record
AUGUGGACAGAUAGAAUGCCUCCAGAGAGAGAAAGGGAGGAGAAAGGGCAAGAUGGAACCCCAGGGACUUGGUUUAAAAUCACAGUUCCAUUUGGCAUAAAGUAUGACGAGAAGUGGCUGUUGAAUUUGAUUCAGAAGAAAUGCAGUGUCCCCUUCACCCUGGUCAAAUUUCACUAUGAGAAAAUGCAGGCCCAGUUCUUCGUUGACAAUGCCAACAUUGCCUUUGCAUUGAAGAAUAUCAAUGGCAAGAUUUGGGAUAAGAAUAAUGAAAGGAUAUCUAUCUUUGUCAGCCCCUCUGAUGCUCCCUGCUCUGUGCAGAAGGAGCUGAAGUCAGAAAAGGUGAAGCAGAUAAAGUUACUGACCAUGAACAAACUAUAUGAUGUCUCCCAGCAGUCUCUUGACAUCCACAAACUCCGCUUUGACCCUGACUUGAUGACCCUUGGUGUGGAAAUGGUACCGAAUCCUAGAAAUGACACAGUUGCCUCCCUGCAGGUCCAUGGAGAGAACAUGCCCAAGGUGAAGUCUGCAGGGAAGUUGGACAAGGGUAAAGGGCUGAAGCCAGAAGAGAUGAGCACAGACAGAAACUCCCUGUGCACCACCUUCCCAGAUAAGUCAACCAACAUAAGCUCCAUCCUGGAAUUGUUCCCCAAGUUUUUAAGCUUGGAUGGCCAGGAGUCACGCCCACCAACUAACUUUGGUAUUGAAGCCCACAAGAGGCUACCAACCUGCAAGGGAAGCUUCUUUGAAUCUGAUGCGCUGAAGAGUCUAGUCCUGCAAUUCCUGUGGCGAUAUUACCUGACCUAUGACUCUGGAGACCGACAGGGUCUUCUCGGUGCUUACCUUGACAAGGCCUGCUUUUCCCUGAGCGUCCCUUUCAACCCCAAGGACCCAGCUCCAAGCAUCUUGUGCGAGUACGUCAGGGAUAACAGGAAUAUAAAGAAACUCAAGGACCCCUACCUGUGGGUUCACCUGUUGAAGAGUACAAAACAUGACAUCGUGCACUCUCUCUGUGUGUUGCCCACAACUCAGCAUGACUUCAGCUCCUUCGUGGUGGACCAGUGGCUCCAAACGGAAAGGGUGCUGUGCUUCUCUGUCAACGAGGUGUUCAAGGAAGUCGUGAGAAAGUCAAAAGGUUCUGUUCGUGCCUUUACAUGGACCUUCAUCACUAUCCUUGCCAGCAAUUCCAGCCAUGAGCCAAAAAGACCAGGACUAAAGGUCUUGUCUCCGCCUUCAUCCCUGGCAGUCUCUAGCAUUUAUAUCAGCACUCCACAGUGUUUGAAAAUUAUAGAGGAGGGACUCAAUUCCUGGACUACCCUAAAAUCCAGACUUUGCUCCCUGCGUCCUGAUUAUCUUCUCUCCACCACUUCACAGUAA